Penicillium odoratum is the source of this 807-nucleotide messenger RNA. RefSeq lists its product as uncharacterized. NCBI's taxonomy places the organism in Eukaryota, Fungi, Ascomycota, Eurotiomycetes, Eurotiales, Aspergillaceae. The transcript has 3 exons. Bases 1 to 807 code for a protein of 268 amino acids. Gene Ontology annotation, biological process: DNA damage response; heterochromatin formation; leading strand elongation. Gene Ontology annotation, molecular function: chromatin DNA binding; protein heterodimerization activity. Gene Ontology annotation, cellular component: epsilon DNA polymerase complex; CHRAC. The record is from RefSeq and is a predicted model, not a curated record.
AUGCCACCGCGCAAAUCUACGUCCUCGGUGACUCCCGCGGACCCAGAUGAGACAUCUCUGCUGUCACCCGUGGCACCGAGCACCUCUGACAAGCCCAUUACCGCGACGGAGCAGCAGCUCAAGGCACGAGCUGAGCUGGGUGUCAGCGUCGAUGACUACCUCCUCCCUCGCUCGUUAACCAUCCGUCUUGCCAAAUCUGUGCUUCCACCCAAUACCACAAUCCAAAAGGACGCCGUGCUUGCUAUUCAGAAGGCUGCUACGGUUUUCGUGUCGUAUCUAUCUUCACAUGCCAAUGAGGCAACCCUGAAACAAACCCUCGCGCCCGCAGACGUUUUCGCCGCCCUCAAAGAAAUAGAGUUCGACUCCUUCCGCGAGCGCCUAGAGAAGGAGCUUGAGGCAUACACGGAGAUUAAGGCUGGAAAGCGGAAGGCCAAGAAGUCCGAUGUGAACGGUGCGGCUGGGGAGGUAGCUGCUGGUGAUAAGGUCGGUGCUGGUGCGGACGAGGAUGUCGAUAUGGUGGAUAACCCUGCGAAGAGGGUGAAGCGCGAUGGGGAGGAGGUGGAUGUGCAGGAUGGGGAUGAGACGCAGGAAGAGGAGUUGGAGGAGGAAGAGGAGGUUCACCAUGAGGAUGAAGAGGAGGAGGAUGACGAAGAUGCAGAAGAAGAUACGCAGAAGAAGAUUGAUGAGGAUCUUGAUCGGGUGGAGGAUUUGGAUGGGAUGGUUAGACCUACCGAUCCGGAUGCAGAGGAGACGGAUGAUGAUGACGGACCGGCUAGCCAGCUGCGUGAUGAUCUGGGACUUGGCUAA